Molecule: messenger RNA, 7896 nt
Organism: Apis florea (little honeybee)
Lineage: Eukaryota; Metazoa; Arthropoda; Insecta; Hymenoptera; Apidae
Biological process (GO): regulation of transcription by RNA polymerase II
Molecular function (GO): RNA polymerase II cis-regulatory region sequence-specific DNA binding; DNA-binding transcription factor activity, RNA polymerase II-specific
Source: RefSeq, a predicted model, not a curated record
UAGUUAUGGCAAGAGAACGUCAGUCACUCUUCGGCGCUCGCGCGGAAGAGUCUGUGUGCGUUAACUGUUAGGGAUAUCGUUACUCCUUGUAGAGUGUUAAAUAUCUCAUAGGUGUUUCUUUAUUCAUUCCCAGCGAUGUGUACGUAAUUCAUAAUUGUUGUGAUCGACGCGAUUGAAAAUAGUGACACAACGACGGCACGUUCGCAAGUAUUGCGGGAAAAAAGCCGGUAGGUGACGUCCGCGUGUGUUCUUCAUUAGAGUGUAUAUGUACACGAGUUUUCGAAAUAAAAAGAAAGAAAGGAGAAAACCAGUGAAGAUAGAAGAUUAAUAGUGAUUGGCUUUAAAAUUUCGUGUCAAAAAGAUAGUUAGAAGAAGAAGAAGAAGAAGAAGUAAAAGGAAAUAGAAAAAGAAAGAAAAGAAUAAUAGACAAAAGAGACAAAAGAGAAUCGAUAAAGAGUUGAAAAAAUUAGAACGUAACGAACAAACACAAGUGAAGAAGAAAAGAUAAAAAGAAAAAACCGAAUGAAUCGAACGAAUAUCGGAUCGUGACUCAUGCCGGCUUUGACGUUUCGUCUUUCGUGAUUGUAAGAUUUCUUGUUGUCACGUUCCACGUAUGAUGGAUGCUGUCGCGCGUGUUUUGUGUACGCGACGCUAUCAAGAACAGACAGAUCGUCGAUCUGCACAAGCAACGGCUUUGCAGUGAGUUUCUUUGUCUCUAAAGAUCGUGUAGUGUGUCGCGUGCUGCUUUCUUUUUAGCGAUUAUACCAGCGUUCUAACAGCAAUAAAACGCCGGUUGUGCGAUCAGAUAUUCUUCUUUUAAUAUGAGCCAGUAGGGUGCGUUGUAUAUGUGCGAGCGCGGAAAAAGGAAGCAGUUAGCCAGUCUUUCUCUCAACGACUAGUGGUUGCUUGUAAACCUUUUUUCUCACUCCAUAUCGGUUUGUCGGUCAUCCUACUACAGUGACGUCGUUGUAACCAUCGUCGGCGCUUCUUCGAUGAUAAGCACGUGUGCGUGUCACAACUUGCUACGUGUACGUGCGUGCGUUAGAGUUACGAGCUGCGCAUCGGCGCAUCGGUGUAAUUAGUGAGUCGUAGUCGGGCUACGUUAUUAUCUAAGUCCUCGUUUACGAAUAUAACAGCAUAGAGUUUUGUUGUUUGUUUAUUUGCUUGUUGGUUUAAUUUGGUUCGAAAAAAUCAGUUUUUUAUUUUGUGCUGAAACUAGUUACGAACGGAUCACCGGCGUAACCAUGGAUAUCCUGCCGAGUGGAAACAUAUUUAGGGAAUUGCAAGAUAUACAUGAUACCGGAUAUUUUUCGGCCCAGCCAUCGCUCGAGGAUCAUUGGCAACAGACAUGCUACGAGAUGGAGAGGUACCUGAAGGACGAACCGAAACUGCAGUCGUACAAAAAGUUGCCCACAGAGUUAGAUACAGCACCCUGGAAUCUCUUCAGGCCUCCUAUUUCGUGGACAGCGACCACUGGCACCGCCAACGCACAAUUCGAAUCACCAAUCAAAAUGGAGGUGACGACGUCGUCGGAAGACAGAGAAACGCUCUGCUUGGACGAUAUUAAGUUCAGUCCUGGUGAUCACAACCACAAUGGCCGUGAUAGGGAUCUUCUGGACCGGCACCUCGAUUCCUUGUCGAUGUCGUCAUCGAGUUCGGCGUGUUCUUGGGAUAGUUCGCCUUCCGUUUCGUGCACGGCGUUCAUUCUCAAGAAAGAGCCCAGCGAGGACCUCGAAGAGGACGAGGAGCACGAGGAAAUCGAGGAGGAAGAGGACAGCGGAUGCGAAAGCGAAGGUCAAAUCCUGACACCACCAUCGAGUCCGGGCUCGGGUCAAGGUCAUUCCAACUCCAGUCACUCGUCGAGCGGGAGUUCUAUGCUCGAUGUACAGAACCUCAACCUUCAUGGGACGGGUGGCAGGAGCGCUAUCGUCAGGGUUACCACUAGCAACGCACAGGGUGUCGCAAGACUGAUCUCCGUCACAGCGAAUGGCUACCCCGCGGUUGCAGGCACGCAACAUGCACAUGCAGGGACAACUGCGGCUGCGAGCACCGUGGCUAAUAGGCACCAUGCGAGGAGCCACGAGCACAGUCCGCCUGAUACGAAGCGCAGGAUACACAAAUGCCAAUUUCCGGGUUGCAAGAAGGUAUACACCAAGAGCUCACAUCUGAAAGCUCAUCAGAGGACGCACACAGGAGAGAAGCCGUACAAGUGCAGUUAGGGUUGCGAGUGGCGAUUCGCGCGUUCCGAUGAGUUAACACGCCACUACCGCAAGCACACUGGGGCGAAGCCGUUCAAGUGUCGGCACUGCGACCGAUGCUUCUCUCGCAGCGAUCACCUAGCCCUCCAUAUGAAGAGACACGUGUAAUCGAUCGUCACUGCGGACGGUCCUCAACAAACGGAACAGUCCAGGACCGGCAGGCGAACCUCCUUCCUUCUCGAAGAUUCUCGAGGUCGUCAUGCAAACACACGACCCCCUCGUGAUCGCGUUUCUUCCAUAUACACCUGACGAUCCACAUCGAAUUCGAUCAUCGACGACGUAGCCACCACCAUUGGCCCCAUCUUGUUGGAGUAAUAUGAUCGCGAGAUAUAGAGAUAUAUACACUUAUAUACGUAUAUAUAUAUAUAUAUAUAUCUAUAUAUCCUUAUGGAUUUAAUAUUAAUAAGAGGGGAAUCGAUGAUGGGCGAGAUGAUCGAUGAGGAAUGGCCAUUUUUUGUUAGUGGUCGUUCUCUGGAAAUAGGAAAGUCGAUCGAUAAAUAAACGAAACGAAUCGAUAUUCAUCCGUCGUUGUGAAGGACGAAUGUCUAAGACAGAUCGAUGGUUGCAAUUGGAAAUUGCAAUUGAAAUAAAGGAAACGUAUUCUCCCUUCUUUCUCUCUUCGAGGCAAUUCCUGAAAAAAUGUUAACGAGACUGAAAGAAUAUCAGAUGACACAUUCUGUAACGAUACAUGGCUGGCAAUGGAAACAAUAAAUGGUAAUUAGACGAGGAUCAGACUGAUGGUACGAUUGAUGUAAUUAGAAAUCUCUUGGACAAGAAGGGCAACGAAUCUUGUCCGAGAUGUUAAUCACUGCCAAUUCAUUAAAUUCUAAGAUCAGUGCAUAUAAUAUCGGAGAACACUCGACGAACGCUGCCUCGAAGCUGGGAAAGAAAUCGAACGAGAAAAAUCGUCCAACGAUGACGGUGUAUACAACUCACGUGAAUUCUUAUAAAGUCGUCUGCCUCCUGUGAAACGGUCGAAUUUUCGGAAACCGAUUCGAAAAGAAAAGACGAAGCGAGGAGAAAAAAAAAAUAACGAAAUUAACGAAAAUAAAAGGAAAAAAAGAAAUCGAAGGAAGCAAAGAAAAAAAAAAUAUAAAAUUACACUUAUUGAUUCGAGAAACACCGAUUUAGCGAUGUUUCAAAGGCGUCGAUUCGAAAGUCGAGGAAACCCGGUUCGAGAGGACAAUAAUAUUGCUGUCUAUCGGUGCCAAAACGUUAUUUCCUUUCUUCUCCUUUUAAUUUUUCCUUUCCAUUCUUUCUUACGAACAUUUAUCACACGCAUUAAUCUUCUCCCUUCCUAGUAUCCCUGAAAAUGGGGGCCACGAGAGAAAAAGCUGAUUCUAAUGGGUAAGAAACGUACGCGACGCUUUUGAGCCUCGAAUCCUAUACGAGCAAUAAUCGAAUGUAUUCGCGCGCCGGUAGAACGGUGUCACACAGGACGUGUGUGUGUGUGCGCGCGCGUGUGUGCCUAUUGUAAAGGGCGGUGGACGAGGGCACACGACGAGGACGAGCCGAUGUAAUUGAAUACGUGAUUUCGGCCAGUUUCGACGGAGGCAAACUUUACCCGUGCCGCGGCGCUAAUCCCGAAUUUACAGUGCGAAUUAUAUCGCGAGGCCGCCUCCAUUCGACUCGCACGAUUCGCCGCCCUUUUGCCCUUUUCCAUCGUAACAUCGUUUUCCAUCAUUUCCCGCGAAUAAACAAGAAGGGGAUUCCUUUUCAAUACCGAGAAUUCGACCGUUUUACCGAUCGAUAAAUAAUUCACGAAUGAUUUUUAAGGAAGAAAGAGAAGAUCGCUUAUAUUACAUAGUAAAAAAAAAAAAAAAAAAAAAAAAAAAAAACGGAACCUUGGUAGGAACAAGGAGUCGAGAAUUACCUUUUUUCCUUAAAAAAUAAUUCGACCGAACACGGGGCUUCUUUCGUAGUAACGCGCGUAAUAUGGUUUCUAAUGAAAAUAAGGGGAAUAAGAAUAAUAAAAAAAAUAAAUAAAUAAGAUAUAUACGGGAAUCUGACUUUGUACUUUUGUACGAUUGCUUUCUAGGUAACGUUCUCAUCUUUGUUUCACGCGUGACUGCGCGCCGCAGGGGCGGGAGUGGUGAGAUUGUCCCGACGCGGCGGGCAAGAUUCUAUGUCGGAGGCUCAACAGAAAUAAAUAAUAUAUAUAUAUUUUUUAAUAUUCUCGUCUUACUUACCAAAACAAUAUAUUAUUAUACAUAAGGGAUUAUACAAAGUAUAAAACGGGCAACAUUCCGCACAAAGCUCUAGAACCGUUUCCACGCGUCGACCCGUCGGGCACGCCACUCCCUCUUAUACGCGCGCAAAACCAUGGACGGCAGACGACCACCAAUCGUUCACGACUAUUAUUAUACAUUGUGAGUGUGUGAGUGUGUGGUGUGCCUCUUGGGAACGCAACGAACUUCCGGUCGACGUGCAUCGUUGUCUCGCUAAUCAUCGAUUAUCCAACCGAGGACAAGCCUGAACCGAAAUCACGUAGGGAAAUAACAAUGAAGGGAUAAAUUAAAUGAGAAAGAAAUAAGAGAAAUAAAGGGAAAAAACGAAAAAAAAAGGAGAAGAGCAAAUUAGAGGAAUGCGUUAAAUGAAAAUGAAGUGUCAACGAGGAAAGAGAGAAACGAGAGAUAAUGGUUAAAUCUGGAUAAUAUAAUACGUUAUGUAUCCAUGGACUGAAACGAAUUGAAGGAUCGUAGAUCGCUCGUCGAACGAAAAUGGUGAACAAAAAAUAAAUAGAGUAGUAAAAACAGAGAAAAUUAAAAAAAGAUAAAUAGAAUAAUAACGUAAUAUUAAUUACGAUUAAAUUACAAAAGGAUAAGAGAAGCAGAACAAAUGGGAGGAAAGGAGUUUUACUGUUUAAGAAGACUAAUCUUUACCUGAGGGCGCGGGAACGGCCUGCAAGAACAGCCGAGUUGCGGGCGAAACACGAAGAUUUGAAGGAUAAAGAUGGGGGGAAAAAGGAAGGAAGGAAAAGAAAAAAAAAGAAACUAAAUUUUAAAUGUUCAGUGGCCAAAUAAAUUAACUGAUAACGCACGUAGAACGUAAAGAUAAACCGUACCUACCAAGUAAGCCUGACUGACAUGAAACCGUCGACGCGGUUUGCGCGCGUGUAGCUGCGUGUGAAUGUGUGCGUGUUAAUUCAAUGUCUGUGGCACCUGUGUAAUUUUUUUCUUCUUUUUCUCUAUAUAAUGUUUCUUUUCAUUAUCUCUUUUAUUUGCGUAAAUUUUGCAUAAGUGCAGAUCGAAGUGUAUGGAUGAUCUUAUGUAUUCCUUUUCCCCGCGAGACAAAAAUGCGUUCCACAAAAUUGAUUUUUAAGGAUCGAUCGUAAUAAAAGAAGUUAGGAUGGGUCAAGGUUUUUGAAAAGAAUAUACGUACAUAAAUAGGUGGAAAGGAAGAGAAAGAGAAAGACAGAGAUAGAGAAAGAGAAUAAGAUAACGAAUCUAGCACCGGGAAGAAAGCAAAAGAAAAAGAGAAAAAGUAUGCGUGUAAGGGAGAGAGAAAGAGAGAGAAGAGAGAGAGAGAGAGAGAGAAGCGAGAAGAGAGAGAGGAGAGAGAGAAGAGAGCGAGAGAGCGAGAACAGAACACUAAGUUGUAUAUUGUGCAAUUUUUGUCAGUGUUUCAUUAUUUGUUACCAUGUUCACGGAUAAUUAUAAAUAAAGUAAAUAUAUAUAUGCAGCAUUUACAAGGACUUAGGAUAACGAAGAUAAACGAGAAGCCAGAUGUCUUUUUGAUAGCCAUAUACUGCGAGGUAUCGUGCGGCGCCCCAAAAAACAAAGGACGCCCCCGACCGCUCUUUUUUCUCGACAAACUUUUUUCUUUUCUUUGUAAAUGGUAGGCGAAAACGAUAAGAACGAGGAUACGAAAAAAAAAAAAAAAGAAGAAAAAAAAAACGGUGCUCGUUAUACGAUUUCAUACGACGCUCUUCUCUCGUUAAACGACAAAAUUGAAAACUGUCGUUGCGCGAAUCCCCGGCGACCAAAAACGAGCCCGCGUUUCGUUUCGCUCGAUUGUCCCGUUCCUCGAGAAAUCUUGGAGCUACUAUUAUGCGAUCUUUUCUCUCUUCGUGACUGCUUUCGUACGUAUUUUCGUGUGUACAUCCGAAUGGACCGAUCGACGAGGAACCGAUCGAAAACGAAUUGAUCAUGAAGAGUAGAGGAGGGGAAAGUGAGAAAUGUGGGGAAAGGAUAGGAACAAUCGAGUUGCAAAUGAUCGAUCCUCGCAAUCGCGAUAAACGUUUCGCGCGUUUCCAUCCCGGCGACCAACGAAACACUGUAGAUAUAAUACACGUACAUUAAAUACUAGAUACGUAAAAGCGAACGAUCGUGAAGAAAGAAAGGGGGUGCAAAGUUUUUCCGCGUUGUUUUAUUAAAUUUGAGUGAAAGAGUUGAAAAAAGUCGAGAGAUACAUGGAAAUAUCUGUCGACUCGUGUUGGAGACGAACGAUGCACGAGUGUAAUUGCAAAGGGAGAAGAGAGAAAAUAUGAACGAUAAGAUAGAGAGGCAGGAAAAGUGGGUAUUGUAAGGGAGAAAAAAAAAAACUAAUAAAUGGUAGUUAGAAGUUUAGAUAGAUAGAUGGAUAGCUAGACUGUUAGAUAGACAUCUUAGAUAGGCAGAUAAAUAGAUCGACGAAGAGAGGAAAGGUGAAGAUGAGAAGAAGAAUGAAGGAUCGUGUGGGGUGACUGGGGAUGGGGGAUUUAAAAGAGUUAUUAUAUAUAAAUAAAAAAAAAGUUUAUAAAUAUAGAUAGGUGGAUAUACAUAGAUAGAAAUGUAAGUACCUAAGAGAAACUCUAAGGAAUCUUCUAGAAGAUGCUGUAACGUUAUACCAGGUAUGAUAAGUGGAUAUAAGUGUUUUAUGAUACUCGCGUACAAUAAGAUCGAGACGAACAGUGUAGGGGAGUAAUAGUGGUACAAGAGCAUAAGGAGAUCAUGAAACAGAAGGAUACUACGAGCAUGAACGUAAAGCGUAUAUGAGUAUUAUCAAGCAGUUCACGAGGAAUAAGAGAGAAAAAUGAGAAAGAAGAAACACAGACAAACGCGGCACGAUUUGUAAUUGUAUUAAUUGUGUCUAAGAUAUUUUCGGUCAUGUAUAAUAACUCUGUGUAUUGCAGGACUAUUAAGUGAAAAGAAGAUGAUUGUGAGUGACAAGAAGCUAGUGUGAAUGAAUGAAUGUUGAAGGAAAAAAUUGAAUGAAAAACGAGAUUGAUGAGAAAUAGACGGAAUCAAAGAAUGUAAAAUACGAAAAUACGAAACAACGUGAAUAAAAAUGAAUGAAGUCUGUUUUGAAUAAAAAAACGGAUGAAAAUAGAGAGAGUUUGAAGAUAGUUCGUUUGUUUAAAUUCGAUCAACGAAAAAAAAAAAAGAUAUCUUAAAAGAGGAGAAGCAUUAAAAAAUGGGGCAUAUGAAAAAAAGGUGCACUAAAAAAUGAACUGAUUAAAAAAUUAACAUUAUUUUUAGGAAAUUACAUCUUUAGAAGAGAUUUAAAUAAAUAGUGAAGGGGUAAGAUGGUUAGGUUAAGUGCUAAGAAUACUUUGGUUUCGCGCGGUGAAACUCUUCUGUGUUAGUAUACGAAUGAGAGAGAGAGAGAGAGAGAGAGAGAGAGAGAGAGAGAGAGAGAGAGAGAGAGAGAGAGAGAA